This is a messenger RNA of Drosophila willistoni, 918 nucleotides long. RefSeq lists its product as uncharacterized. Lineage: Eukaryota; Metazoa; Arthropoda; Insecta; Diptera; Drosophilidae. The record is from RefSeq and is a predicted model, not a curated record. The transcript has 3 exons. The coding region runs from base 91 to 765 and encodes 224 amino acids.
GGGGACUACAAAUAUUCAGUUGUGUCUGAAACGUAGCUCGAGUAACAUUAACAAAAAACAAUAACAUCGAAACUAAAAGUAAAUUGCAAAAUGUUUCAAAUAAUUUUAAAUAUUUUUCAAAAACCAGAACCUGAACCAAAAACAUAUUUAGAGUCCUUGAUCGAAACUGUGACACUAAAUUUUGACAAAUUUAUAAACAUUUUUCCAAUCAAUGAUAUAAAUAGAACUUUUUGCAGUUCUUUUAGUAUGGGUUUUGUUUUAAGUCUUUGUUUUUUUGGCGUCAGGGCUUGGAUCUCCAGACCGAAGAAAGCAAAACGCGUGAACCUUGGACCGAAUGCAGCCGAUUUUGAGGAUGGAAUACUUCCUGUGGAUUUCCGUGCGUCUUCGAAGCCCUUCCAAGUGUAUCCGGGGCUCAACGUGUACUAUUUACACUUGUCGACCCAAGAGGAACUUACUUAUGAUGAUGGUGCACGACGUACCAUUGCGGUUCAGACGGUCACAUCUCUUCAGGGAGAUAAUAUAAUUAUAUACGAGCACAUGGAGGAGAUAAUAGAAGGACCCAUUGAACAGGCAGACAGUGAGAUCUAUUCAGAUGAGGAGGGAAUGGAUAUCAGUGACGGCAACUCGCAAGAUGACUCGCCCACAACUUCAGAUGGAACCACAGUCAUAGCUAAGUCUUCAGUUCUCUCCAAGAAGCCUUCUCGCAUCCCGGUCAUAGUUCCUCGACCCAAAACACCAACAAACGCCACCGAUCUUGAAAAUUAGUUAUGUUUUAGUCCUUGUUAUGGGCAUCCUUGUUGGGUGGGGUCAGAGUACUUUUAGAUGUUUUCUAUUUUUGUUUUACAACCGCCGCGCUGUAUUGGAAUUUAUCGUUUCUGUUUUCUUUUUCAAAAUUACGUAUGCAUGAAAAAAACCCCC